AUGGGUAAUGUUCGAGCACUACUGCACGCUCGAGGUCGAUGGCUCCUCCUCCUCCAUUGCCGACACGAACACGCUGGCGAGCUGCCGCACCAUCAGCGGCCUUCCCAUCAACGUCUCCCUCUGCCUCGCAGCGCCCCCAGAUCGCGCGUAUGCGUCCAACUUCCUGCCGGCGUCGAGGUGUCCUAUGCUGUAGUCCUCGCGGCACACGGCGACUCCGUGGUCGUCCAGGUCGCGGGGAUCAAGGACGAGUCAACUGACCACUUCGUCUACAAUGCGGGCGACGCGGCCGCUGAACUGCCGCGGCCGCCGUCGCUGUCGCUGCUCGCGCCUCACUCCAUCACCUAUGAAGAAGAGAAGCGUCGUCCCCGCGGGUGUCACUACCUGGAUAGUGAAAGCACCGGCCUACUUCGCCGUGGCGAGGACGAUUUCUUGCAUUGGUGGCGGAGCUUAAGAUGGAGUAUGUGA
Messenger RNA from Miscanthus lutarioriparius, 465 nucleotides. NCBI's taxonomy places the organism in Eukaryota, Viridiplantae, Streptophyta, Magnoliopsida, Poales, Poaceae. The record is from the annotation of a GenBank genome assembly.